Molecule: messenger RNA, 863 nt
Organism: Panicum hallii
Lineage: Eukaryota; Viridiplantae; Streptophyta; Magnoliopsida; Poales; Poaceae
Exons: 2
Coding region: 230-511 (93 amino acids)
Source: RefSeq, a predicted model, not a curated record
GCACCACCUCGCGUUGCCUCCCCACCAAGCAUCACCACGCAUUUGACGCAGACGCGCAGGGAAGUACGGGGGCAGGAAAAAGAGCACGGACGAUUUUGCAGCGGCGGCCUGCGGGCGGCGAGGAGGAAGACUCCCGAUCUCGGCGGAGUCGGCCGCGCGCACGCUCCCCUUCCUUUCGGCGUUGCCGUCGUCGAGCGGUAGAAGGGGGGACAGCGGGAGACGAAGACCGAUGGGGGGAGCGGGGCACAGCGUGCAUUUCUUGGACGCGUGCUUCCUCUGCCGGAGGCCGCUCGCCGGCAACCGCGACAUCUUCAUGUACAGAGGGGACACGGCGUUCUGCAGCGACGAGUGCCGGAGCGCGCAGAUGGCGGCGGACGAGGCGGCGGAGAGGAAGGAGAGGGCGAGCGGCGCCAGCGCCAGGGCGGUGACGCAUGGGGCCCUGCCCGCCAGGGAAGCCGAAGGCCCGCAGGAGCGCGGCAAGGUCCGGGCCGGGUCCAUCCUGGCCCUGUAACGAGAAACUUCUCUCGAAUCUCCCCCUCCCUCAAGGAGGACAGUCUAUGCAUGGCAUUUUCUUUUUUUCCUUUUCCUUUUCCUCCCUUUCCACGUAGGAGUAUUUCUCUACCUUACGAAACGCACCACCGGAGGUUGCCACCUUCAUGUACACGGACGGGUUUGUGUUUUUUUGAUGAAAACCCUUUGGGAGCAUCCGGUGUGUGGUGUGUGGUGGUUGUUUCUUUUUUUUUUCUUUAGUGUGCUGGCUGCCUGGUGAUCCAUGUAUGCUAUGCAUAUUGCACGCACGGACCUUGUCAUGGAGUAAUGUUACUGUUAGUCUAGUGAGGAAAUAAUAAAGAUGGCUCCUGCAA